This is a messenger RNA of Lemur catta (Ring-tailed lemur), 732 nucleotides long. RefSeq lists its product as uncharacterized. Bases 1 to 732 code for a protein of 243 amino acids. NCBI's taxonomy places the organism in Eukaryota, Metazoa, Chordata, Mammalia, Primates, Lemuridae. The transcript has 7 exons. Gene Ontology annotation, molecular function: protein binding. The record is from RefSeq and is a predicted model, not a curated record.
AUGUAUCCAGAGAUCAUGCAUGCCGAGAUUGGCUCCUUAGUUGCUAUUUCAGUUACCACAACAAACUCACUCAUCCGUUCAUCCAGCGGCGAGUCCCCGUGGAAAGCGCAGACGGUACAGGAGCAGCUGUUAGAUCGCGACGUGGACACGGGUCAGUUGCAGGGGGUGUGGGGUGGACGGCUGAGCCUGGCGCGGGCUCUAAACGCGGCCGAGCCCUCUGACGAGGUGUCUGGUCUUGCCGAGCUACGAGCGCCACUUUCCAGAACAUCCCGCAGGACGUGUGCAGAAUGCGAUGUGUGCACCCGUUUGCUUGUUAAGCAUUUGAGCAGUCGGAUAAAUUCGAGGCGACAUGUGGUCGUCACUUUUGGACUUCAGUGGGACAAAUGGCCGUUAGUGCCAACCUCAGUGACGGGGAGCGAGCAGGGCGUGGCUCGGAUGCGGGGGGCAGGACGAGGACACGAGCCAGGCAGCUCCAGCCGCCUGCCGCCACCCAGAAACUGGCAGCCCCGGUUUCCUCCACCUCCACGUGGUCAGGACCAGCUGAACAUCUGGAUCUCAGCGAAAGCAAAGACUUCCCCAGAACUCUCCCCUGUCCAUGCCCAUCAGACUUCUGCAUGUCGCUCCUCGGCCAGACAGUACAUCACAGCCACCUGCAGCUCCGGCAGGAUCUGGAAAAAAGGGGUGGAUGGAUCCGCGGCGUCUGUCACCUCAGGUGCACCAAACUUUGCCUAA